Aspergillus uvarum CBS 121591 is the source of this 1170-nucleotide messenger RNA. RefSeq lists its product as uncharacterized. Bases 142 to 1080 code for a protein of 312 amino acids. The record is from RefSeq and is a predicted model, not a curated record. The transcript has a single exon. NCBI's taxonomy places the organism in Eukaryota, Fungi, Ascomycota, Eurotiomycetes, Eurotiales, Aspergillaceae.
UCCGACGCGCGCAAUCCUUUCAUUUGGCGCACAAUUUGCCACAAUCUUAAAUUCGCACUCACCACCCUUACUCAACUCUCUAUCGCUUCUUGUCACUAUCAACUCCACCUCGAUCGCGACUCGCAUCGUAUACAUCACAUCAUGUUACUCCCAUCCGCUCUUUCCUGCGACGUACGGCGACCGUCGAGCUGCUCGCGUUUCACUCCCAACCGCUCGUUUUCAACACCUCCCCCGUCCGACGACGAUUUCGUUCCUCCAGGCAACGGCCUCCUCGGAACCUGUCGCGCAUUACAAUCACUUCUCCACGGAUCCCCCGCGCCUCCUUCCCGAGGCGCAAAGUCUGAGCGUCUCCAAAGCCCUGUCCAGAUACGUUCGCGCAAGCCAUCGUCGCGCCAACACCAGCGAGAGACCCAACACACACAGAUUCCCGCCUCCCGGAUAACCCCACAAAGCCCUUCGUCUGGCGCACUCAAGCGUCGCCGCGACACUUUCGAAUCGGAGACAGAAGACGACUUGCCCGCCGUCACCACUCCUGAUCGCAAGACUGAUCGUUACACGACAUCAACAGAUGAACAAUCGACACGUUCGCAGCGCUUCGCCACUCCUAAACGUCAGAGACACAUUCCCUACGAUCUGCCACUCGGCCUGUCACAUUCAGACUUCUAUUCUCUCCAGUCACCGCCCGUAUCGCAAUCCCCAGCGUCGCCGGCGCAUCAGCAACACCCAGCCCCCGUGGCCAACAAUCCACGCGCAAGCGCAAGCGCACAUGCAACAGCGCACCCCUUCAACCCCGACACAGCGCUCCCCUCAAUAGAGGAGUCAGAAUCCGCGUUGUCCACCUCAUCCUCAUUAAGUCCCGAUCUCACCUGGGCCGAAGAAGACGACCAACGCCUCAUCGGCCUCGUGCUGGAGAAAUUUCAACUAUCUCGGCGCAACUGGAACGAAUGCGCCGAGAAACUCGGCAAGGACCAAGCCUGCGUCGAACGUCGCUGGCGAUUCUUACUUAACAAUGGACACAUUGGCCUCCGACGCGCCAGCGAUCGCAAAGUCCGUCGACGAUUGGACGAGGGCAUGCUCUGAGGACCUUCUUCCAUUUUUUCCCUUCUCUACUUUCUCAUCCUUGUUUUUUUCUUCAUCCAUACUUUCCAUUCUAAUCAUCCACCCCUCCUU